Messenger RNA from Zeugodacus cucurbitae (melon fly), 2585 nucleotides. It is a transcript of the gene Men-b, whose product is annotated as NADP-dependent malic enzyme. The record is from RefSeq and is a predicted model, not a curated record. The transcript has 9 exons. Gene Ontology annotation, cellular component: mitochondrion. Gene Ontology annotation, molecular function: malate dehydrogenase (decarboxylating) (NADP+) activity; malate dehydrogenase (decarboxylating) (NAD+) activity; NAD binding. The coding region runs from base 317 to 2182 and encodes 621 amino acids. NCBI's taxonomy places the organism in Eukaryota, Metazoa, Arthropoda, Insecta, Diptera, Tephritidae. Gene Ontology annotation, biological process: malate metabolic process; pyruvate metabolic process.
CAAUAAGAGAAGAUUCUCUAGUCUUUUUUUGACUUUCGUGCGGUUUGGUUUAUUGGUGGCUCCGUUCGCGGCUACCGCAAAAUUUGAGUGGUGCUUGCACAGCUUUUCGCUUGAAGAAAAGGCCAAUCAAAAUCAAAUAAAGCAACAAAAAAUAAGUCGAGGAUUACCGUGUAUCCUACACAAAAGUAUUACGAGGUUUAUUGCCACUGCCUUUCAAGGAAAAAAAAUUCUGCCACCGGAAAUUGCAACGUUGAAUUGCAGUUAAUAGAACUUAAGUACAAGGAGUGCACAACUAAUUCAUAAAGCCGCUGACAAAAUGCUUUCACGUCCAAUUUUGCAUGGAAAUCUUUCGAAAAUAUGCGCCGCAUCGCGCCCCGCUGUUGCCGCCGCUGCGCCCGUGGCACGGCAAAUAGCCACGACCGACAGCAGACCUUUUCACGAUGUGGUCGGCGACGUGCUGUGUCCUUCCGGUGUUCGUGGUAUUGAUCACUUGAGAGAUCCCCGUUUAAAUAAGGGUCUCGCCUUCACACUGGAAGAACGUCAAACUUUGGGUAUACAUGGUCUGCAACCUGCACGCUUCAAGACACAAGAAGAACAAUUGGAACUGUGUAAAAUUGCCGUGAGCCGUUAUACGGAGCCACUGAACAAAUAUCUCUACCUGGUAGAUCUGCAAGAUCGUAACGAACGUUUGUUCUACCGUUUCUUGGCGGAGAAUAUUGAACAUCUCAUGCCCAUUGUAUACACACCGACUGUGGGUUUGGCUUGUCAACGUUUCGGUUUGAUCUACCGUCGCCCACGUGGUCUCUUCGUGAGUUACAACGAUCGUGGUUACGUUUUUGAUGUCAUCAAGAACUGGCCCGAGUCCGAUGUGCGUGCCGUUUGUGUGACUGAUGGCGAACGUAUUUUAGGUUUGGGCGAUUUGGGUGCCAACGGCAUGGGUAUUUGUGUCGGCAAGCUGGCUCUUUACACCGCUUUAGCUGGCAUUAAACCUCAUCGCUGCUUGCCAAUUCUACUCGAUGUCGGCACGAACAACAUCGAUCUGCUGGAGGAUCCAUUGUAUGUGGGUUUGAGACAGAAGCGUGUUGUUGGCAAGGAAUACGAUGACUUCGUGGAUGAAUUCAUGGAGGCUAUUGUCAAACGCUAUGGCCAGAAUACGUUGAUUCAAUUUGAGGACUUCGGCAAUCACAAUGCAUUCAGAUUCCUCGACAGAUACCGCAAUACUUACUGUACCUUCAACGACGACAUCCAGGGUACCGCCGCUGUAGCUAUGGGUGGCAUUUACGCUUCCACGCGUGUAACAGGCAAGAACAUAACGGAUUAUACGUUCCUAUUUGCUGGUGCUGGUGAGGCUGCCGUCGGUAUUGCGGAUCUCGUUGUGAAUGCCAUGGUCGCUGAGGGUGUGCCCAAAGAUGAAGCCAGACAAAAGAUUUGGAUGAUCGAUAUUGAUGGUCUUUUGACCACAACCCGCAAGGAAGGCUCCUUGUCUAAUCAUCAGAAAAACUAUGCCAAGGACGUUGAGCCCAUGAAAAACAUGCAAGAGAUUGUGGAGAAAGUGAAACCAAAUGUUCUUAUUGGUGCCUCUGCAGCUGCUGGCAUCUUCACUCCAGAAAUUUUGCAAAUCAUGGCCGCCAACAAUGAACGGCCCGUAGUAUUUGCACUCUCCAAUCCAACCCACAAAGCCGAAUGUACCGCGGAACAGGCAUACAAACAUACCGAGGGACGCGUCGUAUUCUCAUCCGGUUCACCAUUCCCGCCCGUGGAGAUGAACGGCAAAACUUUCUACCCCGGUCAGGGCAACAAUGCCUACAUCUUCCCAGGCAUUGCAUUGGGUGUGAUCACCACCGGCACACAUCAUAUCUCCGACGACAUGUUCCUCAUUGCCGCACGAGAAUUGUCGAACUUUGUUGAUCAAAGCGAUUUGGAUCGCGGCUCACUCUACCCACCAUUGAAUGCUGUGCGUGAGGUGUCGAUGCGCAUUGCCGAAGGCGUUACCAAGUGUGCUUAUGACAAGGGUUUGGCCUCCACUUACCCCGAGCCAGCGGACAAACGCAAGUGGUUGGAGGAACAACUCUACAACUUCAACUAUCAGUCAUCGAUGCCGGUGACGUGGCCAUGGCCAAGAAUGCCAUAUGUGAAAACUCGCCCAUUGGAACCCACCAUUCUCUUCAGUGACUCAAAGUAAGCAGCAGACCAGUCUCCUGAAAAACAAAAAGCUAUUCACCCAAUCCCGUUGACCAUCGCAAAAAUGAAAAAAUGUAAUGAAAAUCGUUCAAACCACAUGGCUGCCGCAAUUCACCCAUAAAAUAAAAACUUCACAUUAGGAUGCUGCUCGCAAAUGUGUUUGUGUAUAUUUGUGUAACUCACACACAUGCAAAUGGCCCCACCCUAUCCCGUUAACAUCAUAGAGGCUAAAUACGAAACUGUUCCUGACCUCAAACAUCAAAGAAGUAAAAGUCACCGGCUAAAACAGUACGAAGUACUUGUAUUAUUACAUACAAACAAACAAAAACACACACACACACUCAGAUACAGAUUAUAAUAUUAUGCUACAUGCAUAGUGGCCUAAUGUGUAUAUACUUACAUAC